Messenger RNA from Camellia sinensis, 631 nucleotides. Lineage: Eukaryota; Viridiplantae; Streptophyta; Magnoliopsida; Ericales; Theaceae. The record is from RefSeq and is a predicted model, not a curated record.
CUCUCUACUACCAAUGAUCUAGAAUCCCUAAUUGUCUCCGCCAAUUAUUCUCAUGACACAACUCUCAUCUAUUUCAACUUCUUCAACAAUACUCAUCACAACGCUCAUGUCUGAUCAAAGGAGGCCUCUUUUGUUCGACGAACCUCGCACUCCUGGUAACCCUUACAAUUAUUUGGACAUCAAUGAAUCAGAAUAUGAAUAUCAAGUCAUUUUGGGGAUACCAUCAAAAGAGUUUAGGCAGAUUUUGAGGUACAUAAGGGAGUUUGCGACGCUUGUAGUCGAUGUGAUUGUAACUGAUGCAGAAGUUUUGCCAUUCAGAUCAGGAUCUGAAGACCUUAUCUUUACAAAAGACUUAAGAAAAUCAUCAAAGUUCAGUCUCCCCUCUACUUUGUAUUGUAUUGCUGUUUUUGGAAUGACUUUAGAUUACAUGUCGGGUAACUUUAUAGAAUUUUCAUACAAAAUGACCGAAUAAGUUUUAACUCGGAUGUUAAUAUUCACCUAUAUAUAUAUAUAUAUAUUGCUCUGUUUCUUGCAGGCCGAGUGUAUUGUGUGGGGGGUUGAUUCGAGUAACCAGGUUAGCUUUUGAAUGACUUUGUUCAACAUGGAUUCAUUCAUUGAAGCCUCAGGGCAC